Messenger RNA from Funneliformis geosporum, 213 nucleotides. The record is from the annotation of a GenBank genome assembly. Lineage: Eukaryota; Fungi; Glomeromycota; Glomeromycetes; Glomerales; Glomeraceae.
AUGGACGAAGGACUUUUCAAUUUGAUUGGAUACAUAAUCAAACCUGAUCCAACUUUUAAUGAAGGUACGAGAUUGGAAACAACUGUUCAAUUAGAAGCAUCAAUGGAAGUAAUCUAUAAUGAUACUCCAAAAACCAUGUUUGGUAUUACUAGUAAUACUGAGAAAUUGCAUAUGAAUCAUGGUGAUGAAAAUGAAAUGAAGAGACAAGCAUAA